Molecule: messenger RNA, 366 nt
Organism: Podospora pseudopauciseta
Lineage: Eukaryota; Fungi; Ascomycota; Sordariomycetes; Sordariales; Podosporaceae
Exons: 2
Coding region: 1-366 (121 amino acids)
Source: RefSeq, a predicted model, not a curated record
AUGGAUGGAGACAGGCAAUUCGACGGCGAGUGGGGGGGAGGGUCUGCCGAAAACAGCGCCGCCUGGGAAAAGCUCGUGUCAAAGCAGUUGGGCAGAUGCAGCGACCAGGGGCAGCCAUGGCAGCACAAAAGCAAAGGCACGGUGGCUGAGCCGCCCACGGGGAAAACGAGAAUCCCGUCGAACUCAGCGUCAGCCAACAGUCAAUUUCCUGCCGAUGCGUCCUUGGCACACCCCGCUAUGCCCUUUUGGGUGCUUAUCACCCUUAUCGUGCCCUCCAGGAUGAGGUCAUCUGCAGAAGCGAGAGAUCAACGGCCCCGUUUGGUUGGCUGGAAAAAGGCCUCUUGGGAUGGCGCGAGCAGCGUAUGA